Owenia fusiformis is the source of this 1490-nucleotide messenger RNA. NCBI's taxonomy places the organism in Eukaryota, Metazoa, Annelida, Polychaeta, Sabellida, Oweniidae. The record is from the annotation of a GenBank genome assembly.
CACCAACAUGGCGGACGGAGUUGAAAAAUCUUCAAAUCAAAAUUCUGAAACAAAAUCGUCUGAAUCUGCGCCACCAAGGGAAAAAACCCUUUAUGAAGAGACAGACAAGGAAGACUAUGGCUAUUACUUCUACCCCGACCGAAAAGGAGGUCAGGAAACAUCUACGUGGAGACAAAUUUUAGAAGGACGAGGAGCUGCAAGAAAACUGAAAUGUGAACGAAAUGUCAUGUGGUGCAUGGAUAAACAUCCUAUGGUUCGUCUUAUGGCAGGAGCCUUAAAAGCACAUGGAUGUCCAGUGAAUUUGAAGAGGCAUGUAUCAUGUGAAAAGUGCAAGUCAAAAGUAAAUGGAGGUUUUGACCCCAAAAAUAAUCAGGUUGUAGUAUGCCACAAUAACUCCACAGCUCUUGGUGUUUGCUGCAGUGUACUUGCCCAUGAACUGACUCAUGCGUUUGACCAGUGUAGAGCCAAGGCAAACUUUGAGGAUGUGAGACAUUUAGCAUGUACUGAGAUUCGAGCUGCCAACUUCAACCACUGUUCAUUUAGUGCUGCGUGGGCAGAGGGGGAUGCUGCAAUGUUUGGGGAGAGAUUGAAAGCAGCACAUCAGACAUGUGUCAAGAGGAAGGCUCUAUCAUCUGUAGUGCUAGUCAGAAAUAUCCCCGUAGAAGAAGCCUCAAAAAUAGUGGACAGUGUAUUUGAUAAAUGCUAUAAUGACUUAGAACCUGUUGGCAGAAUACCCAGGAAGGGCUCCAAGGACCCUGUUAGAGCUUUAAAUGAAGGAUAUAUGUAUGGAUACAGAAGUUGAUGAAGGCUGGAUUUAGCUGAAUUAAUUAGUCAUUUUGAAUUAGAUUGGUAUUGGAAUAGUUCCCCUGACACCAAACAUACAAAUUACACAGAUUAACAGAUGUUAUGAAUCAUAGAUUUUGAUUGGAUGGGAUGCUGCUUUAGAGUCAAGUUCUGAACUCGAACUGUAUCAAAUAAAGCCAGAUGUCAUUUCUGGGUCCAAAAUCUUGUCCAAACAUUAGAAAUUAGAAUUUCAGACAAGCAAACAAAACAAGUUCAAAUCAUUUGGUGAUUUGGUACAACACAGAUGGCUGUUUGAUGGAACAGAGGAAAUACAUUGUAGAUCAAACAAUUAUACCAGUUUGAAAUUAUGUUAAUAGUACAUGUUAUCUUUUUUAGGAUUCUGUUUAUACUGCAAGUUUACUUCUCCCAUGACAUGUAUCCCUUAGCCAGUAAUCAAUAUGGGGGUCAGUGAAAAAUCAACAUAAAAAGUCUUACAAAAACAAAAUUGUAAAUUGUAAAGUAAACAAAUAAAGUACACAAAUUCAAAUUAAGAUAUACACAAUAGUUUUUCAUUUAUUUUCUUAAAAGCAUAUGAAGUAGGCUAUAUUCUUUGUUAAAAUAUACAGCUGCAUUAUCUAGUUACUACAAAAUAUCCUGAUAUAAUUCAAUCAGAACAGCUGAAUUUGCAAAAAACAAACUUCAGGAUC